Molecule: messenger RNA, 792 nt
Organism: Soboliphyme baturini
Lineage: Eukaryota; Metazoa; Nematoda; Enoplea; Dioctophymatida; Soboliphymatidae
Source: the annotation of a GenBank genome assembly
GUGCUUCGCCACACUAAGCACGUGCUACCGCAUGUGGCUCGCCUGUGCUUGUUGUCGACGUUCGCCGAGGACGGUGUGCGGAUGUGGUACCAGUUCGAGGACCAGCGUGAGUGGAUGAAGGAGAUCUGGAAAGUCAACGUGUUCUUCGCUAAUUUGUUCGUUAUCUUUAACCUCUUCGGUCAAAUCGUACCGUGCAUCCUGAUACUGUUACGAAAGCAGGUGGUGCCGUCGUGCUGCGUCCUCGGUGCCAUCGUCGUUCUGCAGGCGAUCGCGUAUCAGAUCUUUUGGGAUUUCAUGUUUUUAGCCAGGCGAGUUGUUAUUGGUUGCUGUUUGAUAAGCGUCGCUGUUGGUGGUGGUCUGUUGCUGCUUCUAGCUGAAGCCCAGGCGGAUAGCCAAUCGUUGUUCGCCGGCGUGCCGCAGAUGUCCGACACAUAUAAGCCGAAGUCGAUCAUGCAGUUUGCAGGUCGAAUACUGUUGAUCUUCAUGUUUAUUUCAUUGAUGAAGUUCGAGUUGUCGUUCAUCCGCAUUGUCGAGCUCGUGGUAGGUGGCGCCCUGAUGACGUUGGUGUCGAUCGGCUACAAGACGAAGUUGUCGGCGCUGGUGUUGGUCAUCUGGCUGACGUGUCUGAAUUUCUAUCUGAACCCGUGGUGGAAAUAUCCGAAGGAGCGAUACUACGUUGACGUGAUCAAGUAUGACUUUUUCCAGACGCUGUCAGUCAUCGGCGGUCUGCUGUUGGUCAUCCUGCUUGGUCCUGGUGGCGUGUCUAUGGACGACUACAAAAAACGUUGGUGA